AUGUUGAAUCCUUCGAACAAGCGGACGAGGGAAGACGACGUAGAAGAAGCCAGUGGACCGCAUGAGCCUGUCAUCCCGCAUAAAAAGAAACCACGUCCUCUCCCUCUUCGCAAGUCGCCCGUUUUAAAACAUAUCAAGCCAUUGCCUCGCAACCGUUCUGAGCCUUCGUUCCCGACCUCGUCUACGCUCACGCCCGCCGAGUCGUCUGACGAUGAUCCGAUGCAAGAAGGUGACCGGGACAUGUCACAGAACCAGCAGAUGGAUAUUCACUCGCAUGCUUUCAAUUCCAUGAGAGUCCCCUACGAAUCGGACUCGGAUUUUGAAAUGGUGGAUUCGCAGCCGAGGUCUGCGACCAUGCAACCGUUAUGGUCUGCUGGUUCUGGGCCAUCGAGGCCAGAGAGCAGUCUUGAAUCUCCCAUACCAUCAUUCUUACUCAAUCAGUCUCUAACCGUUAGUGGAGGACGAACAGCGACACCGAUAUUUAGCCACUUCACGUCGAAUAUGACCACAGACUCGAUGAUGAGGGACCCCGUUUCUCUAGCUGAGCAACAGCUUUCGCGCACCUCCCAACGAAUGCCGGCAGAUGAGGCAGGCUGGUGGCGGCGCAGAAGACUUCCAAGUCCCAUUAGUGAGGAUGAGGCCCAGGCAGAUGCCAUGGGUUUCACUGAAAGCUCAGAACGGUGUCCGGAUGAAAUUGUAAACUUUCCUGGCUCAUACAAUCCGUCCGGGAUUCGCAUUUCGAUCACUCCUGCACAGGCCAACGUGCUACCAGCCGGACCGCCACAGGUUCCUAAUCUACAAACAACGCAAGAUACCAGUGCUGAAAAUUGGCAAAAUAUGGAUCUCCCACCCGGCAAUAGCCCUACCACUCAUGAUAGCUCGAAUGCGUCAUCAUCCAGGCCUGUAUCCCAACUGAACGGCCAUUUGACGGGUAGUGAGCGACCAAAGAAGCUGACUAUCGCCAUGGGAUAUCGAGCUGAUUGCGACAAGUGCCGACAACGCGUGCCUGGCCAUUACAGUCAUAUCAUCCGUUCCUAG
Molecule: messenger RNA, 1038 nt
Organism: Uncinocarpus reesii 1704
Lineage: Eukaryota; Fungi; Ascomycota; Eurotiomycetes; Onygenales; Onygenaceae
Exons: 2
Coding region: 1-1038 (345 amino acids)
Source: RefSeq, a predicted model, not a curated record